AUGGACACCCACGGUCAGGACUACGUGAAAGCAAAGGACAUGUUCGAGCGAGUUCGCGUUUCCCGACGGUACAUGCAGUACCUGAUCCGUCCCGGCGAUGUUCUCCUAGAGGGGUCUGGUGCUGACAAGCAGGCCUUCCUCGCCACAUCCUGGUUGACUGACCAUACCCGAGGAAAGGGAGAGGUUCUCGGGCACAUCAGCACCGGAGACGACUCUUAUGCAGCGCGUGCGCGGCGAGUCCGCGAGAAAAGCUCUAUCGCACCCUCCAGUGAGGUUCACUACUUUUCAUACGACUGGACCGUCCAAGCUUGGCAUUGGGCUUUCAAUGGCUUUUCUCGGUACAAAUAUGUGGUGAACCACCUCCAGCUGCAGGUAACCUUCGAGAAUGAUGAAGUUGAUAUAACAAGACUCGACAUCUAUUCCCUGAUGUACGCCAGCAGCAGAAUCCGACAAGAACUCGAGGAUCGAGGCCGAAUGUUCUGGAAGUGUAGGUUCAAGCACAUUGUUGCCUACACGAGCGGUCCCACUGAGGGACUUGACGACGCACGACAUAUCAUUGACGCCACAACCUACAACAAACUACAUCCACACGACAAUGUUGAUGGCUCGAACUAUUUGGCUGACAUUUCUGCUUCGAGAUUGGCGGAAGAUAGCCCACCAGGUGGCGAUGAUCUACUGCUUUUCCCCACCAUGCUCAAUGGUUACCAUCUACAUGCGAAGAGAUGGUACAAACUGUUUGUCGACCAGAUGAGAGAUGUGAACUGGAACAAACAGGCAUUCAAAGACCUGAUAAUGGCAGACGCUACCAAGGAGCUAAUCCUGGCGCUGGUCGAAAAUCUCCUCGAGGCCCGAAAGUCAACAGAUGUCAUAUCAGGGAAAGGAUCAGGACUCAUCGUCUUGCUCCACGGUGGUCCAGGUACUGGGAAGACAUUCACUGCCGAGAGUGUCGCAGAGAUUGCACAAAAGUCAUUGUACAGAAUCACAUGCGGCGAGAUUGGAACGGAGCCGUCCAAAGUCGAAAAGCAUCUGACAGCGGUUUUGCACCUCGGCAAGAUUUGGGAUUGUGUUGUGCUCCUUGAUGAAGCCGAUGUCUUCCUCGCAGAACGCGACUUGCGCGACCUCAACCGCAACGCUCUGGUCUCGAUCUUCCUACACGGGGCUUUCGACGAGGCGUUCGAAUCUCGCAUUCAACUAGUACUCCACUACAAAGAUCUCAAUCAUGCGGAGCGGUGCAAAGUGUGGCGGGACUUCAUCCGGCGCCUCAACGACCUCGACGAGCCCAUCGACGCUGAGGACCUCGAAGACCACUUGCAGGUGCUUGGCAACGAAGAGUUGAACGGUCGGCAGAUUCGAAACGCCGUAACGUCAGCUUGUCAGCUGGCAAAGUUCAAGAAGCAGAAGCUAUCCUACACGCAUCUGAAGCACGUCAUAGACGUGAGUGGCGAGUAUGAGCAAUACACCAGACGCCUGCAGAGUGGAGAAUCCGACGUGGAGCGUAUCGAAGUCAGUGGACUGCGAGCACCUUGA
Cyphellophora europaea CBS 101466 is the source of this 1527-nucleotide messenger RNA. RefSeq lists its product as uncharacterized. Bases 1 to 1527 code for a protein of 508 amino acids. Lineage: Eukaryota; Fungi; Ascomycota; Eurotiomycetes; Chaetothyriales; Cyphellophoraceae. Gene Ontology annotation, molecular function: ATP hydrolysis activity; ATP binding. The record is from RefSeq and is a predicted model, not a curated record. The transcript has 5 exons.